CCCCAGACAGACCGACAGACACACAGAUCACCAUCAUGCUGGCCCAGAGAAUCGCACAAAACUCGCUGCGGCGAUUGGCCGCACAGCCCAAUGCCCUCCGCUUCGCAACUCCCGCAACAGUCGCCAUGGGCCUUCACACCAGCCAGAAGAGACUCGUCGCAGCCGCCCCCGUCUCUCCCGCCCAAGCCAACGACCAAAUCCUCGCCAAACAACGACUCAACCGCCCCGUGGCGCCUCACCUCGCCAUCUACAAACCCCAAAUCACCUGGUAUCUCUCCGGCCUCAACCGCAUCACCGGUGUAGCCGUCUCAGGAGCCUUCUACCUCUACGGAGUCCUCUACCUCGUCGCUCCAUCUCUCGGCUGGCACGUCGAGAGCGCAGUCCUCGCAGCUUCAUUCGCGGCGUGGCCGGUGCUGUUGCAGGUUGCGACGAAGUUUACAUUGGCGUGGCCGUUUAUGUUUCACAGUUUUAAUGGAUUGAGACAUUUGACUUGGGAUACGGCGAGUAUGAUUACGAAUGAGAAGGUGAAGCAGACGGGUUGGGCGGUCUUGGGUGUGAGCACUUUGGCGAGUUUGGCUGUGGCCUUUUUGUAAGAAGGGGUCGGAAGAAUACGGGAAGAUUUUCAAGAAUGGGGAAGAAAGAGCUUCUGAAGAUGUACAAAGAACGUAUAAAUACAGGAAAUCUUUUGUUUUAAAGAUGAGAAUGCCCGUGACGAACAAGCCACUCCACGCACCAUGUCCAUCUUGCAUUCAUAUGUGUAGCAAACAACCCA
Molecule: messenger RNA, 772 nt
Organism: Sphaerulina musiva SO2202
Lineage: Eukaryota; Fungi; Ascomycota; Dothideomycetes; Mycosphaerellales; Mycosphaerellaceae
Product: cytochrome b560 subunit of succinate dehydrogenase
Exons: 3
Coding region: 36-593 (185 amino acids)
Biological process (GO): mitochondrial electron transport, succinate to ubiquinone; tricarboxylic acid cycle
Cellular component (GO): membrane
Molecular function (GO): electron transfer activity; succinate dehydrogenase activity
Source: RefSeq, a predicted model, not a curated record